ACAAUCAAUCUGGGGAUUCAGUGAUCCACGAGCAAAAUACAGACCCGAAAUAGAUCCGGUUCAUUAUAUCCCACCUCCACCGGGCCCACAACCAUAAACGCACCGCAGAUAAAUCAUAAAAUCACAGUCUGUUCCAAUCUCGCCUCUUCUCAAUUUUCAUCGUUCCAGGGGGUUUAUCUAGGGUUUCUUAUCCGUUGUGUUUGCCUUCCUAUCGAUGGCGAAGCCAACGCGAGGCCGCCCCUCGCCGCCCUCCGGCUCGGGCUCGGGCUCGUCUUCCCGAUCACGGUCCAGGUCACGGUCACGCUCGUAUUCCGGUUCGGAUUCUCGGUCCAGCUCUCGCUCGCGGUCCUUGUCCUCCCGCUCACGUUCUCGAUCUCGCUCCAAAUCCCUCUCUUCAUCCUCCUCUCCUUCUCACAGCCUCAGCUCCGGUAGCCGUAGCCCGCCUCCUCAGAAGAAGAGUCCUACUGAAGUAGCUAAGCGAGGACGUUCUCCACCACCACAAUCUAAAAAGGCUUCUCCACCUGCAAGGAAGAUUUCUCCGAUUCGUGAGUCUCUCGUUCUCCAUGUUGACUCACUCAGCCGGAAUGUGAAUGAAGGCCAUUUGAAAGAAAUAUUUAGUAACUUUGGUGAAGUUGUACACGUGGAGCUGGCAAUGGACCGUACUGUUAAUCUUCCGAAAGGAUAUGGAUAUGUUGAGUUUAAGACACGUGCCGAUGCUCAAAAGGCCCUUUUAUACAUGGACGGGGCCCAGAUUGAUGGCAAUGUUGUUCGAGCAAGGUUCACAUUACCACCACGACAGAAGGUUUCACCUCCCGCAAAGCCCAUUGUGGCUCCUCCGAAGAGAGAUGCUUCCAAAACUGAUAAUGAUGUGGAGAAGGAUGGACCAAAAAGAAUAAGAGAAUCUUCUCCCCAUCGUAAGCCACUAGCCUCGCCUCGAAGAAGAUCCCCUCCUGUUCGAAGAGGUGGAUCUCCAAGACGGCUUCCAGAUUCUCCUCCGCGUCGACGUGCAGAUUCACCUCCGCGUAGACGAGUAGAAUCUCCUUAUCGUCGAGGGGAUACACCUCCAAGGCGGAGACCAGCAUCCCCAGUUAGAGGCCGUUCGCCAUCUCCACUAAGGCGUUAUAGAUCCCCUGCAAGGGGCUCUCCUAGAAGAAUACGUGGUAGUCCUGUCCGUAGACGUUCUCCCCCUCCUCCAAGGCGACGUACUCCUCCAAGACGAGCCCGUAGUCCUCCCAGAAGGUCUCCACUUCGUCGACGUAGCCGCUCUCCUAUUCGUCGGCCUGCACGCUCGCGUUCAAGGUCACUCUCACCGAGGAGAGGCCGAGCACCUGUAGCAAGACGUGGGAGGUCAUCAACCUAUUCUGGAUCACCUAGUCCACGCAAGGUCACUCGCAGGAGCCGCAGUCCUAGAAGGAGAGGAAGAAGCACCAGUAACAGCAGCAGCAGCAGUUCGCCACCUCGUAAGCCAUAGGUAAUAUUUUGCUGUAACCUUUUUCUCUCUGCCUCCUUCCCCUCACCCUCAACUUGAUAGUUGUGAAUCUUGUAACAGUUAAGACUUUUGUUAGAGUGAAAAUACUUUCCUUGCCUUUGAUGUAAUAGGGGUUUGAUACUGUUGUUCAGGAUUGUAUCUCUUUUGCUUCGUUCAGCUGUAUAACUUGCUGUUAUUUGUUGAAAACUAUUGAAACACAUUUUGUAUAUUUUUAUGUUCAAAUUUCCCUUUUCUUAA
Messenger RNA from Jatropha curcas, 1726 nucleotides. RefSeq names its product arginine/serine-rich 45 (gene SR45). The record is from RefSeq and is a predicted model, not a curated record. Lineage: Eukaryota; Viridiplantae; Streptophyta; Magnoliopsida; Malpighiales; Euphorbiaceae. Gene Ontology annotation, biological process: mRNA splicing, via spliceosome. Gene Ontology annotation, cellular component: nucleoplasm; cytoplasm; ASAP complex. Gene Ontology annotation, molecular function: RNA binding.